UGGGUGGGUGAGGGUAGCUAUAUAAGGGACAGCCCAUUUCUGUCCGGUAUUGUCAUGAAGCAGAAGAAAACAUGCGCUCUUUUGGAGCUCCGGGAGACGCGCUGCUGUUGCUGCGCGCAUCGCUGCUGCUGCUGCUGGCCCAGGGGAUCCCCACAUCCAGAGGUGAAGGAGUUAUGAGACCUCCGAUGGAGCGACCCAGCGCGCACCACCUGCCAUCCUACAUGAUGCACCUUUACAGGAAUUUCAAGACGAACUUCUCCAGGCCUCCUAUGGAUAAUCUGGAGCGAGACGCGGUAAAGCAGGCGGACACGGUGAAGAGUCUGAUGGCAAAAAGUUUGACGCACAGACAUGGGUGCUGGGUGGUGACCUUUGACCUCCACGUCCUGCUGGCUGACAAACACAUCCAAGCAGCACAGUUGAGAAUAAAACUGCCUCAAUCCCAACAUGGUUCUAACUUCACUAUGGAGGUAUUCCACCUGGAUCAUGAUCUAGUGGGGCUUCUCACGGACGCCUCUGUGGUCAAUUCGUCUCAAAGCUGGAGAGUGUUCAACAUGACCAAACCUCUCCUGGACUGGCUCAGGCUAAAACCACCGGCCAGAACUCGAAACAGAAGAAAAACAACACGAAUGAAAAUACAAAAGACAAGGAGAGAGCUGUCCUUUCCUGAUCAGCUCGCUGAUGCUGGGAGUUCCAGAGCUGUGCAGGACGUGAGCAACCAGGCCUUUCUGGUUGUCUUCUCACACACAGGGUUGGACAAAAAAUCUAGGGCCAAAGCAAGCUUGCUUCGCACAGCUGAACAAUCCAAGUUUUUGUCUCCUGCUGAAAUCAAAAGGGUCGACUGGCAAAAGAGGCGAAGGAGCAAACGAGGUCAGUGGCAGCAAACAGCGAGAAGCCUGCAGGUGUUGAACAGAGGGGGAGAAAAGUCCCCCUGUUACAGGGUGGAUCUGAUCGUUGACUUUAAUCAAAUCGGAUGGGGUUCCUCCAUCAUCUCUCCCAAAAGAUUCAACGCCUACCGCUGCGAAGGUUCCUGCCAGGGUCCUCUGGGUGAAGACGCAAAUCCGAUUGAUCAUGCUUACAUGCAGGGUCUUUUGAACUAUUUCCACCCUGAGCGAGUGGUAGCACCGUGUUGUGCUCCAACCAAAAUGAGCUCUCUCAGCAUGCUCUACUUUGACAACGGACAGGUGCUCCUCCGACACCAUGAAGAUAUGAUCGUGGAAGAGUGUGGCUGCCAAUGAACCACCUCUGAGCAUGAACUGUGCAGACAUGCUGUAAAGAAGAAAAACAACUUGUGGAACACAAAAAGAAAACACUUAGCAUUAAGGAAAUAUGCUCUUCAAUAUUUGUUAACAUGCACUGUAAGAUGAUUGCAUCUGAACUUUAUUUUUUUAUACGAGCUCUGGUUUGUAACUUUUUGAGAUGUGCUGAAAUCAAUAACAGCAUUCAGCUAUUACCCAACAAUACUUCAGCAUCGUUUUCACGCAUUUUUCCGUGUCACUGACUGUAAACUAAUAUGUAUUUUUGUAGAUAUUGAAUAAUGUAUUUAAGUUUAACUAGUUUUUUAUUUGGUUUGUAAAUAUGGUGUCAUAAUGCAUUAAAAUCUGUUAAAAGUCA
Molecule: messenger RNA, 1611 nt
Organism: Nothobranchius furzeri (turquoise killifish)
Lineage: Eukaryota; Metazoa; Chordata; Actinopteri; Cyprinodontiformes; Nothobranchiidae
Gene: ndr2
Product: nodal-related 2
Cellular component (GO): extracellular region
Molecular function (GO): growth factor activity; cytokine activity
Source: RefSeq, a predicted model, not a curated record